GAGUCUAUAGCAGAACAUAGGCUUGGAUUCCAGGUUCCCGUUCCUGGUUUUCACCACAGAGAGCCGUUCAGUGCUCGGUGAGUAAUGGAGGGACGGUGGCUUGCUGACAAUGUGUCCUUGAACUUACUACUUGUUUGACGCUGAGGUUCCUCAUCAUUAUGAUGAAGAUGGUAAUAGCACCUGCCUCCAAGAGCUGUUCUGGGAUUUGUACGAGAUCAUCCACACCCAGUGCUUGGAACAGUGCCUGGCACAUAAUAAGUGCUUAAAAACACAGCACACACUGGUAUCCUUAUCAUUAUGAGCAGGACUUAUUGCAAGGACCUUUCAUUUCUCCAUCGUAGGAGUUACUGAGGGCAUAUCUGUCGAUCAGGACUCCAGGCCCAUCCCUGACCUCAGGGACUCACGGUCUGGUUGGAGAGACACAGGUAAACAGGAGAUGUCAGCAUUGUGGGUAAGCUCUCUGAUGGGACAACCAAUGUGAGGACAGCAGGGGUGUAGAUGAGCAGCUGGUUAGAAGUUGCUCGGUCAGAGAAGAAGGGCUUAGCUUCGUGUUCCAGGAAGGAUGAGAAGGAAUUAAGUGAAGAGUGAGCGGAGGGAAUGGACAUAGAUAAGGACCCAGUCAGAAGAGAGAACCUGGUGAGUCCAGAGCUUGGGAAAAGGGGAAACAAGGCUGUGCAUUUGACGGCCGUCGGGUGGAUGAACAGGCCCGGACUCCCACAGUGGAGGAGGGGAGAGAGUGCCUGCCUAGGCCUCACUCCCCUUCCAGUCCUUCCACGGCUGCCCAUGCCUGGGGAGAUCACCUGCAUGGUUGGCCCGCGCGACUUUGGCCAAGUCCCUUCCCAUCUUUAGGCCUCAGUUUCCCCAUCUGCAAAAAGAGCGAGAUGAGCAAAUGUGAUCUCACAGGACCCCUCCCAAUAUAAGCACUUCGCCUCCUUCAGAAGCACGCCAUUCCCUGUGGAAUAUGUUUCUCUCCAGGCACAUGUUCUGCCAGAACCCCUGAGAACAGGCCUUUCCUCAUCCCUGUUCUCUCCGAACCCGGGGUCAACUCCAGCCCAUGUCAUUUUUUGGUCAUAAUUGAGCCCCCACCUUCACUGCUUCCGGCAUUGUGGAAAGCCUUGACCUUGGGCCAAAGUUCAGGAGGUGGGCCCCAUGCCUGGGCAGGAGCCAAGGUGGGAAAGGAGGGGGCGGAGACUGGCUCCCCAAAGAAAAGAGCAGAAAAGGUCAGCAAAGGCUCCCUGGCUAUUGGUCACAUUUCUGUAGCCCAACAAAUGUAGGCUGAAUUGAACUAAAUCCAGAGAGUUGAUUAAACGGAACUGCGGGGAUCUGGGUGUCUCGGCGGGAGUCAUUCCCAGCGAGAGGCGCUGGGCUGGGUGUUUGCUGGGAGAACAUCACCAUCUAGUGGUCACUUCUGUCCUGAGCCCUGAGCCAGCCCUCCCAGGACGUGUUGCCUGGCUGCCUGGCUACCGGGCAAGGGGUUCCCUCAGGCCUCCUUUCUCUCCCACAGGUGAUGGACAGCUCAAUGCCCUUGAUCGGAGAGCACGUGGAAGAGGACAGACAGCUGAUGGCCGACCUCGUUGUCUCCAAAAUGAGCCAACUCCUGAUACCAGGGGGCACAGUGCCCUCGCCCCUGAGGCCUUGGGCUGCACACGCUAAACCAGCAAAAUCCCCGGGGCCAGCCCAGCUGGGGCCUCUGCUUGGACAGCCACAGUCACGGCCACCCACACAAGGGGGCCCUCGCCAAACUCCGACCCAGCCGCCGGCGCGAUCUGGAAGCCCGUCCCAGCAGAGGCUCUCCCCCCAGGGCCAGCAGCCCCUGAGCCCCCCAUCUGGAUCUCCGCAACCGCAGAGAUCACCAGGCUCUCCGCAGCUGUCCCGGGCAUCCAGUGGCAGUUCUCCAAACCAGGCCUCCAAGCCAGGCGCCCCCCUCACCUCCCAGCCCCGGCCCCCCGUUCAAGGCCGGAGCGCCUCCCAACAGGGGGAAGAGUCCAAGAAGCCAGCACCGCCCCACCCUCAUCUCAACAAAUCCCAGUCCCUGACGAACAGCCUCAGCACCUCCGACACCUCCCAGCGCGGGACCCCAAGUGAAGAUGAGGCCAAGGCCGAAACCAUCCGCAACCUGAGGAAGUCCUUUGCCAGCCUGUUUUCCGACUAACCUGGCCGGGGCUGGAGCAGGGGGUGCUCCAUUCCACUCUCCCUUCUCCUGCCUCAUCUUCCUUCUCAGCCUUGGUUCCCGAUGGGAACAGAAUGGAGGGCCUGAGAAUAUACUCUCUAAAUGCCUUUGACCCAGGAACUGAGUAUCUAUCUAUAUGUGCUCCCCCUCCCUUCACCAUGACAUUCCAGCUCAUCCAACUCAGUGGUGGGCCUUUGACAGCCUCCGGGUUCCUCAGUUCAGGCCCUAAAGGCAUCACAUCUCCCUGCCC
This is a messenger RNA of Mirounga angustirostris (Northern elephant seal), 2420 nucleotides long. RefSeq names its product synapsin-3. Bases 1508 to 2152 code for a protein of 214 amino acids. Gene Ontology annotation, cellular component: synaptic vesicle membrane. Lineage: Eukaryota; Metazoa; Chordata; Mammalia; Carnivora; Phocidae. Gene Ontology annotation, biological process: neurotransmitter secretion. The record is from RefSeq and is a predicted model, not a curated record. The transcript is spliced from 4 exons.